ACCGCUACUGGAACCAACGAAACAAGACCCUUCGGCGGCGUCGGGCAGCUCCGCACCCUCUACAUCCGCGGCAACAAUGAGGACCUUGGGUGCCUCACUGGCGCCGGCAAAUGGACCGUCGACGAAGCGCAGUGCGGCACCUUUAGAACGGAGCCAAUCACCAACUAUACUUGGUAUCUCUUUUCCACCACCGAGGGCAUGUGCGAUAUCGACGUUCCGAGUUAUUCGUACGUUUUCAGGUGCGGCAGUGAUGCUCAGGCUGAGUGGGCGGUUUUUGGGAACUGGCCGACGGAUCCCGGGAUUCCCGGGCCUGGUACACUGCGGUGGAAGCAGUACGGUAUCUUUGCGACGGAUGCACCUGAUAGUCCGCCGGCGCCAGGGGAUGAGCCGCUGCCAAUUCACUUUUAUGGUGGCAUGGAUAAGGGGAAGUAUGUGUUUCUAGAGUGGAAGGUUCUG
Parathielavia appendiculata is the source of this 456-nucleotide messenger RNA. RefSeq lists its product as uncharacterized. Lineage: Eukaryota; Fungi; Ascomycota; Sordariomycetes; Sordariales; Chaetomiaceae. The record is from RefSeq and is a predicted model, not a curated record. The transcript has 2 exons. The annotation marks the transcript as partial.